AUGGUCGAACGGAAGGGCAAGCGGAUCAGGGAGGCCCCUAACAUAUGGAUUCGGAAGCCCGAUGUCUACAGGCGCCUGAAGCGGCCAUCGUGCGCUCCUGCAGCAGCGGCCCCCGUUGAGGGCGCGCACGUGGCGCCGCGUGCCACCAGCGUGGCAGCGUUUGAAGCGGAGGCGUCAGAUGCCCUGCAGCAGCUGGAGGCGGAGGUUGCUGCGGCCUGCGCAGCCCUGGGGGCGGAUGCAGAUGAGGGCCGCCUGGACGUCUCAGGUCUGAGGCUCCCGCAGCUGCCCAACCCGCGGGACGAGCUGUCAUACCUCAACAGCCUGGACCCCCAGCAGCUGCUCGGCGUGCGCGCGCCUCCACCAGCCGCCGGCGCCGGCCCCUGGCUUGGCGACGCGCGCGGCGCGGGCGGGCGUGCGCCGCCGCCGCCACGGGCGCGGGCGCGACACCCCGAGGGGCACGCGUUUCAGGCGGCCGACCGGCAGCAGGAGGAGGCGCGCUCGGUGGCGGCGCAGCUGCUGCACAGCGUGCGUGAGGCCCGGGAGCUCAAGGCGUCGGUGCGGCUGCCGCAGCCGCCGCCGGUGCGGAUGAUGCCGCCCAGCGCCGGCGCGGCCGCGCCUUCGGCAUACGCCUGGAUUGACGGCCGCUUCUACAGUGACGGCCGCGACGCGCGCGCCGCGGACGCGGGGGCGGAGGUGGCGGCGUUCUGUCGAGAAGCCAACGUGACGGUUCCGCUGCGGCUGUGGGCCGCACCAAAGACAGCGCAGGCUGGUGCGGCAGGGGCUGCGGAGGCGGCGGCAGGGACAGCGGAGGGGGCCGCGGGGGACGGCGGCGGAGAUGGCGGCGAGGGUGACGACGCAGGCGGCGGCGGCACCAGCGGGCGCAUGGAGCAGGUGCGGUUGGCUGACCUGGACCUGGCGGUUGCCAACCGCCCCACCUACCUGUACUGCCAUCAGGGCUGCUGCGAGCACGGGUGGUUUGUCACCGACAUCCGCCUGCGGCAUCCCCUCGACCCGCCGCCGGCGCCGGGCAACUACCCUCGCGUGCUCUUCCGCGCGCCGCCGCCGCCGGCCUGGCGCUGCGGCGUGUGCGGCAAGGCGCGCGCCGUCGCGGUCGCGCCGCACCACCCGGCGGCGCCAGAGGCGCCGUGCCUCCUGUGCGCCGGCUGCCGGGGCCUGCUCCUGCCCCCAGGGGCGCAGGCGCGGGCGGCGGGCGCCGCUGGUGGCGGAGCGGGGCGAGGGGAGGUGUACAGCCUCUUAUGA
Molecule: messenger RNA, 1260 nt
Organism: Monoraphidium neglectum
Lineage: Eukaryota; Viridiplantae; Chlorophyta; Chlorophyceae; Sphaeropleales; Selenastraceae
Exons: 4
Coding region: 1-1260 (419 amino acids)
Biological process (GO): snRNA transcription by RNA polymerase III; snRNA transcription by RNA polymerase II
Cellular component (GO): snRNA-activating protein complex
Molecular function (GO): core promoter sequence-specific DNA binding; RNA polymerase III type 3 promoter sequence-specific DNA binding; RNA polymerase II cis-regulatory region sequence-specific DNA binding
Source: RefSeq, a predicted model, not a curated record